GGCACUCGGUCAGAAGUGCUGUACGUUGCGGUAGAGGUGUGCGUGUGUGAGUGAGUGUGUGCGUGUGCGUGAUCUGUUAAACUCGGCCGAGAUGUUGCUCAAGGUGUGCGCGGUGCUGCUGGCGCUGCAGGGCGCGGCGCUUGCCCAGCAGAGCCACCCGCAGCUGCAAGCGUACCUCGCCCAGCAGCAGCAGCUGCAGGCGCAGCAGCAGCAGCCGGCCAGGCAGCAGUACCGGCUCAUCCAGGCGGCCGCGGCGCAGGCGCCACAGAGGUACGUCCAGCAGCAGCAGUACGCCGAGGAGGACGCCGGCCCCCAGUACCAGCAGGUGGCCGCCGUGCCGCGCGCGCAGCCCCAGUACCAGCAGCAGCAGCAGCCCCUCUACCGCACGGCGCCCAUCGCCCAGUCCCAGCUCCGGCUCAGGCCCGGCGCCGCUGGCCCCGCCCAGGAGCAGGAGCUCCAGAACCCCGAGGACUACGACCCCAACCCCCAGUACCAGUUCGGCUUCGACGUCAAGGAUGACCAGUUCACCAACUACCAGAACCGCAAGGAGCAGCGCGACGGCGACAAGAUCACCGGCAGCUACAGCGUCGUGGACUCGGACGGGUUCAUCCGCACCGUCACCUACACCGCCGACCCGAAGGAGGGUUUCAAGGCCGAGGUGACCCGCACGCCCACCGACAUCGUCGUGAAGCUGCCCACCCCGCCCGCCCCGCAGCUGCAGGACGCCUACGGCCAGCAGAGGCAGCUGGCGGCCCGUCAGCAGCAGCAGCAGUACCUCCAGGCUGGACCCGAGUCCCAGCAGCAACAGCAGGCCCAGCCCCAGCAGCAGCAGUACCUCAGGCCGUCCUCUGCUUACGCCCAGCCCUCCCCCGCCCAGCUGCAGCAGCUGCAGCUGCUCGCUGCCCAGCAGCGUCAGCACGGCGGCCAGCUCCUGCGUGCCGCCCCCAGCUCCUCCGCCGCCGCCCACCAGGCUGCCGCUGCCGCCGCCGCCCAGCGCGCCGCCGCUGCCCAGGCCUACUCGGCCCAAGCUUCCGACGAGCAGGCGGCGUAUGCCUCCUACCAGCAGCAGUAGGGCCUGGCAGCAGAGGCCUCUAGCCCCGGCCAUCCCCGGGCAGGUCGAGUUCCUAGCGAAGCUGCGCGCCGUGCUGCGCGUCCUCGUCGUGGAGGACCUUUGGAGCCAGGCGGGUUCCAUUUCGGGCCUAUUUGGAGCUCGUUUGGCCCCAUCGAUUUGGAGUCUGUGUGGAAAACGUGGUGAUUUUAAUGCUUCUAAUUUAUUGAAGUUUGUCAUGGCUACUUUGGUGAAAAACAAAAUCAAACGCGAUUUCCAUUCUUUAAGUGCCAAAGUGUCAUUCGAUGACUUGUUUGUUUCAGUAUUGUUUGACACAACUACGUCUAGUGUUAUUUAAAUAAUUAAAAUUCCUCCCUGAUGCUGGCCGUUUUACAAAAAUGAUGUUGAGUGUCAAAUUCUUUGUGAAUUUUGAAGUCAAUUAGAAGGGGAAACUCCGCUUGCUCUUAUUGCCCUAGAGACGUAGAAAAUAAAUAUACUUACAUAUUCCUCGGUGGAGAAGAUUUGACUCAAGGAUUAAUCAACCAAAAUAUGAUACACUACUUGUUCUAGAUUUGUUUAGUACUGUUGUACAAAUAUGUGUAAAGUGAUCUCCUGUAACGUUUUUAACGAUUUUCUUCUUGUUAUCUGUCAGUAUUGUUCUUCUUCUGUUCUUUCGAUAACUGGCGUAUAUUCUGCUUCUUUGCAAACACAACAUUAGCGCGGGGUUCCCUUCGCGCUGUGAUACCUUCUAGUUUUAUGAAAAGUUGUGACAUGUUACCUCGUCCAGAACAUGUGCUCGAAAUACAUAUAUAAAGGACGGUUAAA
Molecule: messenger RNA, 1873 nt
Organism: Frankliniella occidentalis (western flower thrips)
Lineage: Eukaryota; Metazoa; Arthropoda; Insecta; Thysanoptera; Thripidae
Product: cuticle protein
Exons: 5
Coding region: 92-1072 (326 amino acids)
Cellular component (GO): extracellular matrix
Source: RefSeq, a predicted model, not a curated record